AUGCCCGUGGAGCUGCCAUGCCCGUGGAGCGAGCAUGCCACCGUCGCUGGUACGGGCCGUCGGCAUGUUGGCACCGCUCUUGCCGGAGUCCCCGUCCUCGUAACUUUCCGCCGUGGAGCUUUCCACUUUUGGGCGGACCGUAAAGGCUCGAGACAUGCCAAGCCAAGCCAGCAUCUCGAUUGA
This is a messenger RNA of Drechmeria coniospora, 183 nucleotides long. RefSeq lists its product as uncharacterized. The transcript has a single exon. The record is from RefSeq and is a predicted model, not a curated record. The coding region runs from base 1 to 183 and encodes 60 amino acids. NCBI's taxonomy places the organism in Eukaryota, Fungi, Ascomycota, Sordariomycetes, Hypocreales, Ophiocordycipitaceae.